This is a messenger RNA of Globicephala melas (long-finned pilot whale), 768 nucleotides long. RefSeq lists its product as uncharacterized. NCBI's taxonomy places the organism in Eukaryota, Metazoa, Chordata, Mammalia, Artiodactyla, Delphinidae. Gene Ontology annotation, molecular function: protein binding. The record is from RefSeq and is a predicted model, not a curated record.
AUGCACCAGCAAGACAUGUCUGAAAGCUCUUCAGGUCAAAACACAAGCAGUCAGGAGAUUCACCCAUCUAAUUCAUCCUACACCUCCGACCUGAGUGAGUCACACACUGGCUCGGCUCUCUUGAGGAACAGAACUUUUUAUUCACGUUCGGAUUCUGGAAUAUCAUCCCUGCUUCCAUCAGAUUCUUUUAAGUACCUUACUUGGCACAAGGUAGAACAAAAUGACAUCCAAGGAAGUCAACUGCGUUGCCCAAGAGUAAGAGAAGGACCCUCUGCGGAAGAGUUGUUCUUCAGACAGGAGUGUACCUUGCCUCCACGGAAAAGAGUCCUUGAAAAAAACAAAUGGGAAACAUGGCUGCAAGAAAACUGGGAGGACUGCAAGAAUUUGAACCUUUCAUUUCAGGAUUUGGGGGACCCUUAUCAAGUUGCAAAUUUUAACAGGAUUCUUAGAAGACUAAUUCGAGUUGAAACCCUCUGGUUAGUGGAUAAUUCACUGGUGGAUUUAAGUGCCGCAAGAUUGCCAAGCUGCAGAGUUUUAAAUAUGAACAAAAACCAUCUCACAUCUUUCAAACAAUUGCCAAAGAUACCUCAGAUACAGCAUUUAUCCUUGGCUGAAAACCAUAUUGAGACUCUGGCUGGGCUCUCCAGUUUGCGGUGCACGCCAUUGGAAUCCCUUACGCUCAAGAGGAACCCUUGUGAGUUUCACCAAAACUACCGGAAACGAUCUUCCAAUAAGAAGACAGCACAGUUCAAAAGAGAAGGGACUUAA